This is a messenger RNA of Diplodia corticola, 2361 nucleotides long. RefSeq names its product dna polymerase alpha epsilon subunit b. Gene Ontology annotation, biological process: error-prone translesion synthesis; DNA-templated DNA replication. The record is from RefSeq and is a predicted model, not a curated record. The transcript has 2 exons. NCBI's taxonomy places the organism in Eukaryota, Fungi, Ascomycota, Dothideomycetes, Botryosphaeriales, Botryosphaeriaceae. Gene Ontology annotation, molecular function: DNA binding. Bases 1 to 2361 code for a protein of 786 amino acids. Gene Ontology annotation, cellular component: epsilon DNA polymerase complex.
AUGGCCUCAAUCAGCCGCCGCGCCGUCGAUCCUGCAUCGGAUCCCGUUCCGUCAUCUUCGCCGGCUUUUGCCACCCCGCCGGUCAAUCCUGCGCGCCCACUGCGCACCGCACCUGUUCCUGCACCGCCUGCGCUUAAGCCGACUGUUCUCCCGAUACUACUUCCGCCUCCAACUCUGAGACCUCUCGCGUUCAGGACAUUCACGAAGAAACACAAUCUUACUUUAACAUCUUCCGCUCUUGCCGCCCUCGCGACGUUCAUUGGAAGACAUUGUGGCUCAGGAUGGCGAGAAGAAGGUCUUGCCGAGCGUGUGUUGGAGGAGGUCGCCAGAUCAUGGAAAAAGAGUGGCGGCCAGGUAAUUGUUGAUGGCGAUGGUCCUCUUCUCAAGAGCAUAUUGAAGACACUAGAGGGAUGCAUGAGCGGUGGGCGCGUGGUUCAGGUCAAGGGUCCAUCCUUGACCAGGGAUGCCAGCUUCAAGUUUGGAGACGGUAGCGGGUCGAACGGCCACCAUCCGCUCUUGGAGAAGCAGGACAGCUUUGGCAUGAGCGGCUUGAACGUCGCCGACGAAGAAGAUGAUGAUGGUAGCAGGGAUCCUAGGGACUGGGUGAAGGUCAUCGGCGGCUUCGACCAGCCGAAGAUGGUGUAUAACAUCGCCAAGAAGCAUUUCGACAGGUCGACAACAAAGCCGACCCUGUUCCCAAACGCAGCAGUGAAGACAGAAAUGUUUCGUCAGAGAUACCACAUAAUUCACCAGAGGCUGCUCCGAAAUGAGUCCUUCCAAACACCAACUUUUGCAAGUCGGUCUGCAAUACAGCGCACUGCUUCCAUUACGACUUCUCAAACUAAUAAGAUUACUCCCAUCUCCAACCUGCUGGGCCGGCACGGAUCCACCCACCUCCUACUAGCCCUUCUCACCAUCUCGCCUACGGGCACUCUCGCAUUAUCAGACCUCACGGGAAGCAUUGCAUUGGAUGUGACUCACGCAAGGCCUAUUCCAGAGGACGGAGCAUGGUUCGCUCCUGGCAUGAUCGUCCUUGUCGAUGGAACGUAUGAGGAGGACUACGGUAACCCACAUUCUGGAUCAGCAUCUGCACUGGGCGCUACCGGCGGCAUUGGAGGGACGAUCGGCGGAAAAUUUGUCGGUUUCUCCAUUGGCCACCCGCCUCCAGAGAAGCGCUCAUUGACACUGGGGACUCCGGACUCCAGCACGGCCGCCGAUCCAAGUGGCGGCGUGGUCAGCCCCGCUUUCGGAUGGACAGACUUCCUUGGGACAGGAUCUGAAAGAGCGACGGGAGCCAGAAUGCGGAGAAUAGAGAAUAGACUGCUGACUGCCGACUCUUCCACCCAUCGCCAGACGAAGAUCGCCAUUGCUGCAGACCUCAACCUCGAUAACCCACAGUCUUUCACCGCUCUUCGGACCCUUCUCUCUACAUACUCUGCCCUUCCGAUACCCGAGUUUCCGCUUGCAAUUGUCCUCAUGGGCAAUUUUGUCAGCUCUGCCACAAUGGCCGGCGUGCCGAACCAAGGAAGCAUUGAGUACAAAGAGCACUUCAAUGCUCUUGCUUCUGUGCUUUCCGAUUUCCCGCAGCUAGUCGCAAGAACAACACUUGUCUUCGUCCCGGGCGACAAUGAUGCCUGGCCAUCGGCUUUCUCCGCCGGGGCAGCGGUCCCACUGCCUAGAAAAGGCAUCCCAGAGAUCUUCACAAGCAGAAUCCGGCGGGUCGUUCAAGAAGCGAACCGAGAGGUGGGGGGUGCGGGGAAACGGAAGGAGGGGGAGGCAAUUUGGACAACGAAUCCCAGUCGGCUCACAUGGUUUGGCGUCCAGGGGGAGAUGGUUCUCUUCAGGGACGACGUUACGGGCCGGCUUCGGCGCAGCGCCAUCCGGUUCAAGAAGCCCGACUCCGAAGAGGAUGAAGAUGACGAAAUGGAUGUAGAAGAGCACCGAGACAACAGCCGAGAAGCAACUGUCGCGUCAGUCGUGGAGCAGCCUGACGACGGGAUCGGCGGGGCAGCCAUGGAUGUCGACAAGCAACCGCAGGCUAGACGUCAGGAACAAGCGCUGGACCCUGACACCCUGACGGCUCGGGCACUAACGCGUACGCUACUGGACCAGUCCCAUCUGUCGCCAUUCCCUCUGCAUGUGCGGCCUGUGCAUUGGGACUACGCGCAUGUUCUCGGGCUGUACCCGCUGCCGACAGCGGUGGUGGUGGCAGAUAAGGAUGCCCCGGCUUUUGCUCUGAAGUACCAGGGUUGCGCGGUCAUGAACCCGGGGAGGAUUGUGGACGGUAAGAGAGGUGACAGGGCAAGAUGGGUUGAGUUUGACGUGAAAGAAGGACGAGGUGUGGUGAGGGUUGAGGGUUAG